AGAGUGAUGAUGUAAAGAAUUCGCGAGAGCCACCCAACUCUUGAUCAGGGGGGGUACAAAGAGGAGAUAUGGGCAUACAGGCACACACCACAUCAGUUGCCUGUAGAGCCAAGGAGUUGGUUGACUGUGCCUGGGACCCAGACCCUACCUGACAUAGAGAGGAAGAUGCCAAUUGCUUCCCUGGCCAAUGAUAACAAGGACCCUAGGCAUUCAAGUCAAAGAAGCUAUGGCUCCAUCAGCUCCCCAUACACACCAGGGCUGCACCAAGAAAUUCCGAAGUCAACCUACUUAAAUGAGAAGAUCCCAAUUCCUGACACAAAACCAGGGAGAUUUAGCUUCCGGAAGCUGUGGGCCUUCACAGGACCAGGAUUCCUCAUGAGCAUAGCUUUUCUGGAUCCUGGAAAUAUUGAAUCUGACCUGCAAGCUGGAGCCGCCGCCGGAUUUAAAGUGAAUGAAGGAAUAGGUGUCAAUCUGACUGAGAUUUCUCUCUUGCUGUGUUCUCCUCAGCUGCUGUGGGUGCUGUUCUGGGCCACUGUACUGGGCUUACUAUGCCAGCGCCUGGCUGCCCGUCUUGGGGUGGUGACCGGCAAGGACCUGGCAGAGAUCUGCCACCUGUAUUACCCCAAGGUGCCCCGGGUCCUGCUCUGGCUGGUCAUGGAAAUCGCAAUCAUUGGUUCGGAUAUGCAGGAGGUCAUUGGCACAGCCAUCGCCUUCAGCUUGCUCUCUGCUAGGAGGAUUCCCCUCUGGGGCGGUGUGCUCAUCACCAUUGUCGAUUCGCUGUCCUUCCUUUUCCUGGAUAAUUAUGGGCUGCGGAAGUUGGAAGCCUUCUUUGGGUUCCUCAUCACCAUCAUGGCUCUGACCUUUGGCUAUGAGUACGUGGUGGUGAAGCCAGACCAGGGGGCACUGCUCAAAGGACUCUUUCUGCCCUCCUGCUCAGGCUGUGGCCAGCCCGAGCUCCUGCAGGCAGUAGGCAUCGUGGGAGCUAUCAUCAUGCCCCACAACAUCUACUUACACUCUGCUCUGGUCAAGUCCAGAGAAAUUGAUCGUUCCCGAAGACAGGAAGUCCGAGAAGCCAACAUGUAUUUCCUGAUAGAGGCUUCCAUCGCUCUGUUUGUCUCCUUCCUCAUCAACCUGUUUGUCAUGGCGGUCUUUGGCCAGGCCUUCUACCAACAUACCAACCAGACUGUGCAUGAUAUUUGUGCCAAUGGGAGUCUCUCUUCUUACACCUCAUUUCUCAAGGAUAACCAGACUGUGACUGCAGACAUUUACCAGGGGGGUGUGAUUCUCGGCUGCUUCUUCGGCCCUGUGGUCCUCUAUAUCUGGGCUGUGGGCAUCCUGGCAGCCGGCCAGAGCUCCACCAUGACAGGCACCUAUGCUGGGCAGUUUGUGAUGGAGGGCUUCCUGAAGCUCCGCUGGUCCCGAUUUGCUAGGGUCCUCUUCACCCGCUCCUGUGCUAUCCUCCCCACCAUCAUGGUGGCCAUCUUCAGGGAUAUACAAGACUUGUCUGGUUUGAAUGACUUGUUAAAUGUGCUUCAGAGCCUGCUGGUAAGAGAGCUCACCUGCUCAUGGAGGGGCUCCUUGCCCAGGGGCGGGGGGCUAUACCCUUCUGCCUUCUUGUCUCCAUCUGCCCUCCCCUGCCACCCUACCUUGCUGGACAGGCCAGCCAACAGCCUAAGGCCAGACCAAGGCUCACUCCCAGAAUCCUCAGCCUCCCCCCACUUCAUGCCCUUCCACCCCCCAAUAUUUACCCAUCUCUCAUCUCUCCCUCAGCUCCCCUUUGCUGUGUUUCCCAUCCUCACCUUCACCAGUAUGCCCGCCAUUAUGCAGGAGUUCACCAAUGGCUUGAUAUGCAAAAUCAUCACAUUCCUCAUCAUGGGUCUGGUCUGUACCAUCAAUGCCUACUUCAUAAUCAGUUACCUGGAGGGGCUACCGCAUCCUGGAUACUAUGGGCUGGUAGCUCUGCUGGCUGUGGUCUACCUCGCUCUCUUCUUCUACCUGAUGUGGACCUGCUGCGUUGCCCACGGGGCUGCUGCUCUGAUGCACAGUUCUCACCAGCAUUUCCUCUACGGACUCCCACAAGAAGAGCACGAGGGGAGUCCCACCAGCUCAGACCCUAGCCCCCGGGGCCAGGGUAGGGCAGAGGAAGGAGGGGGAGUCCCACCUGCCUAACUGCUGGAAAACUCGGCUUAAGGCCCCUCACUUAAGGCUAGGAUUAACCAGAGGGUCAAGUCGUAAGAGUGGUCCCAGGUCCAGGGACCCCUUCGCUCUUGAACUUCGGGACACUGAGUGAAUAGGGGAUGGGGGAGCGCGAAUAAACUACUGAUAACGGGAGAGAGGAAGACAGGAACGAAAACUAAACCAGGAAUCCCUCAAACUCUCGGAUUACUGGGGUCCUUGACUUCUUGCCCAAUCUCAGGAGAGGCCUGGGAUCCGGGGUCGCCCCCUCUUCCCCACCAGCUCUGUACCCAUUUUCCUGGCGGGAACACAGUUACGGUUCACUCCCCAGUCGGGAGCCCUUGCCUUCCGGGCCCGACUCAUUUGUCAUCUCCCCGGGGAAGGCCAGGCGUCCGCAAAUCCCACGCCUCAGUCAUUAGAGGCGACCCACAAGUCCCUCAAGGGGCAGAAAAGUCCCCAACUUGGGGCACCCCCCCAAGGAGCCACAGCGAGAUCAGUAGGGUCUCGGGGCGCUCUCAGCUCCGGCUGGGGAGAGUGAGUGCCCUCGCCUCUCAUUCUACAGAACGUGGGAGGCCGGGGGAAGCCCCAGGGAUUGGCUGGGGCUCCCCCUCCCUUCCCUACGCCCAGCGCCGAAGCGGCUCUUUACCGACGGUCCCUGAGCGGUUUCAAGGCUCCCCCAGCUCCCUCCUCCUUCUCUGCCUCCCGCCUCCACUCGCUGAAGUCUGGAGAACGGGCCCAGGGUGGGAAGGGGGAACAUGGAUUGGGGGUGCUGCGUUCCAGGGCCCGAAGCUUCCUGUAGAUUGGGGUGCAUGUGAAAUAGGGGCGCCCGGGUCGCCCGUCUUCCAAGAACCCCCUAGUCCGGCUGUCCGGACCCGCUUCAGGGCUGGGGCGCUUGUUUUUGAGAAGAAUUUCCUCUUUCUUAAAAGGGCGACGGCUUAGGUGGGGCCCUCAGUGUUGGCGAGAUGGGGCGUGGUGUAGGAAGAGGAGGGGAAGGAAAGGGCGGGGAGUGGUGGAGAAGGGUGGGGAGGGGACCCACCCAAAUAGCCUGGGUGGAUUUACUGCCCUUCCACCUCGUCUCUCUUUCCCUAAUAAACCUAUGCCACAC
Molecule: messenger RNA, 3280 nt
Organism: Vombatus ursinus (common wombat)
Lineage: Eukaryota; Metazoa; Chordata; Mammalia; Diprotodontia; Vombatidae
Gene: SLC11A1
Product: solute carrier family 11 member 1
Exons: 14
Coding region: 166-2169 (667 amino acids)
Biological process (GO): metal ion transport
Cellular component (GO): plasma membrane
Molecular function (GO): cadmium ion transmembrane transporter activity; iron ion transmembrane transporter activity; manganese ion transmembrane transporter activity
Source: RefSeq, a predicted model, not a curated record